GCUUCUGUCCAUCCGCCUAUCCCCUUGAGUCUGGAGGGCCCCGGCAUGCCUUGAGGUGCGAAAGGCAGCCUGGGAGCCGUAGUUCUCUCGGACGCCUACCGGUUUUGCCAGCGCGGCAGUGGCGGCUCUCUCGGUUCCGUCCAGCGGGUUCUGUAAGGCGAGCUGAGGCGGAGAAAGGGCGCGGAACUGGAAGAGGGUGAGUCAGGCACUGGCUACGUGAUAAAGGGAGGCGGCACUGCGGCAUUGGGCUGAAUUAGGUAAAUGGACCCGUGCUGCAGUCUCUCCGGAGACACCGCGAUCUAGCGCCAGCGAGAAGAGGGCGAGGAGGAGCCAGAGCCCGGUCCUUGCACCCAUUCUCGCCCUCGUACCCCGCCGCCAUCUCCACCAUGCAGUCCCGGGAAGAAGCUCCGCGCUCUCGCCGCUUGGCCAGUCCCCGCGGCGGCAAGCGGCCCAAGAGGAUCCACAAGCCCACCGUUUCGGCUUUUUUCACGGGCCCGGAGGAGCUGAAGGACACGGCUCAUUCUGCAGCCCUCCUGGCACAGCUGAAGUCCUUCUACGACGCGCGGCUGUUAUGUGAUGUGACCAUCGAGGUGGUGACGCCUGGCAGCGGGCCGGGCACUGGCCGCCUCUUCCCCUGCAACCGUAACGUGCUGGCUGCCGCGUGUCCCUACUUCAAGAGCAUGUUCACCGGUGGCAUGUACGAGAGCCAGCAGGCGAGUGUGACCAUGCACGAUGUGGAUGCCGAGUCGUUCGAGGUGCUGGUUGACUACUGCUACACCGGUCGAGUGUCGCUAAGUGAGGCCAACGUGGAACGCCUUUAUGCGGCGUCUGACAUGUUACAGCUCGAGUACGUGCGAGAAGCCUGUGCCUCCUUCCUAGCCCGCCGCCUUGACCUGGCCAACUGCACUGCCAUCUUCAAGUUUGCCGACGCCUUCGGCCACCGCAAACUGCGAUCGCAGGCCCAGUCCUUUAUAGCCCACAAUUUCAAGCAGCUCAGCCAGAUGGGUUCGAUUCGGGAAGAGACUUUGGCAGAUCUGACCCUCGCCCAGUUGCUGUCCAUCUUGCGCCUGGAUAGUCUAAACAUAGAGCUGGAGCAGACCGUGUGUCAUGUGGCAGUGCAGUGGUUGGAGGCGGCUCCCAAGGAGCGGGGUCCCAGCGCUGCGGAAGUCUUCAAGUGUGUCCGCUGGACGCACUUCACUGAUGAAAACAAGGAUUACCUGGAAGGGCUGCUGACCAACACCAUUGUGAAGAAGUACUGUCUGGACCUUAUUGAAGGGGCCCUGCAGAUGCGCUAUGGUGACAAGUUGUGCAAGUCUCUGGUGCCGAAGCCAGAAACCAGCAGCGGCAGCAGCAGCAGUGGCGGCGGCGGCAACGGCAGCGGUGGCAGUGGCAGCGGGGGCGGCAGCAGCAGCAGCGGCGGCGGGAGCAGCAGCUCCUCGGUUGUACCCACAGCAGAAAAUCCACCCCAGAGGCUGGGCGUGUGUGCUAAGAAGAUGGUGAUCUUCUUUGGACAUCCCAGAGAUCCCUUUCUAUGCUGUGACCCAUACACCGGCGAUAUCUACAAAGUGCCGUCGCCUCUGACCUGCCUUGCUCACACUAGGACUGUCACCACCUUGGCUGUCUGUGUCUCUCCAGACCAUGACAUCUACCUGGCCGCUCAGCCCAGGAAGGACCUCUGGGUGUAUAAGCCAGCCCAGAAUAGCUGGCAGCAGCUUGCCGACCGCCUGCUGUGUCGGGAGGGCAUGGAUGUGGCCUACCUCAAUGGCUACAUCUACAUCUUGGGCGGGCGAGACCCGAUUACCGGCGUUAAACUGAAGGAAGUGGAAUGCUACAGUGUCCAGAGAAACCAGUGGGCACUGGUGGCUCCGCUGCCCCAUUCCUUCAUAUCCUUCGAUCUGAUGGUGAUCCAGAACUAUCUUUAUGCUCUCAACAGUAAGCGCAUGUUCUGCUAUGACCCUAGCCACAAUAUGUGGCUCAAGUGUGUUUCUCUCAAGCGCAAUGACUUUCAGGAAGCCUGUGUCUUCAAUGACGAGAUCUACUGCAUCUGCGACAUCCCCGUCAUGAAGGUCUAUAAUCCAGUCAGAGGAGAAUGGAGGCAGAUCAAUAACAUUCCCUUGGUGUCGGAGACCAACAACUACCGCAUUAUCAACCACGGCCAAAAACUCUUGCUGAUCACGUCACGCACCCCGCAGUGGAAGAAGAACCGGGUGACCGUGUAUGAAUAUGACACUAGGGGAGACCAGUGGAUUAACAUAGGUACCACCUUAGGCCUCUUCCAGUUUGAUUCUAACUUCUUUUGCCUCUCAGCUCGCGUUUAUCCUUCCUGCCUCGAACCUGGUCACAGUUUCCUCACUGAGGAAGAGGAUGUGCCGAGUGAGUCUAGCACUGAAUGGGAUUUAGGUGGAUUCAGUGAGCUGGACUCUGAGUCAGGAAGUUCAAGUUCUUUAUCUGAUGAUGAUUUGUGGGUUCAGGUCGCACCUCAGUGAAAUGCACAGGAUCAGCAGAAUUUGUUGUAGAUAGGUUGAAACACUAAGGUGUUUUUACUGCUUUGGAAAGUGUCUUAAAGAGAUACCCUUUCUCUUUGCUGGAAAAAAAACAAACAGGUUGAUUAAUUUCAGGUUUGGUUUAGAAAGGGUAUUUGAAAUACUAACAUAAUUUAAUGUUAGGGAAUUUAUACACUCAAAGAAAUCAACCUAUUUAAUAAUUUACUGUUCUAAAAGUCCAGUAUUGAUUUGAUUGUUGGGUAUGUUUAUGUUUGAUUAUACUAAUUUAGUCUUCUGUUAUAAAAUCUUAUAUUCUGUUUUGUGCCACAAGUACUGUGACUUGAAUUUUGAUUUUUAAAAUAGAAAACUGAUUGGAUAGGAAUUACCAGGUAGGGUUUUGAAAGUCUAUCUUUUUCCUUCAGGACAGGGUAGUAGGUUUCCAAAACUUUAAACUAGUGGGUUAUUACAAAAUGUGUUCUAAUUUAAAUAUAGUUUGCCAGGUUUUAGUUUAGUUACCUCCCCUUUUGUGAAGAAAAAAAAAUGCAUAUGUUUGAUGUGACUGGUGAUUUCAUUUGUAAUGAUGUUCAAAAUGGUUGUAAGCUCACUAAAAGUAAAAACAAAAACAGGAUUUUACCUUUAAAAAAGAAAUUUCAGUUUUAAAUUUGUAAUGUAAAAUGUGUAUUUGCAAACAGUGACCAAUUUUCCAUCUGUUCUAGUAGUGUCACCAGUCAUCGAAAAACCUUGGGAAAAAAAAAAA
Ailuropoda melanoleuca (giant panda) is the source of this 3240-nucleotide messenger RNA. RefSeq names its product kelch repeat and BTB domain-containing protein 6. Gene Ontology annotation, molecular function: protein binding. Lineage: Eukaryota; Metazoa; Chordata; Mammalia; Carnivora; Ursidae. The coding region runs from base 387 to 2486 and encodes 699 amino acids. The record is from RefSeq and is a predicted model, not a curated record. The transcript has a single exon.